Molecule: messenger RNA, 13404 nt
Organism: Entrophospora candida
Lineage: Eukaryota; Fungi; Glomeromycota; Glomeromycetes; Entrophosporales; Entrophosporaceae
Source: the annotation of a GenBank genome assembly
AUGAGCUCUACUGGACAAACCAAUGUGGGUGAUGAUGGAAACGAUGAUCAAAGUUCGUCCUCAUCGGAGACGACAACUUCCAGUCUAGUUCAAGAAUCCUCCGAAAUUGGUCCAGGUAAUAUAAAUACUAAAGAUAAUUCUAAUGAAAACCAGCAACAACAAACUGGAGCUUCUUCAUCAUCUGUUAGAGGAUUUCUCAACAAAUCUGUUAAACUUUUCAGCUCACGCGAUGAUGAUGAUAAGAAUAAAGAAAGUAUUAAAGCAUAUUUUCAUGUUCAUUUUCCAUCAAACAUUGAAAAUAGAGGUGAACCAGUUAUAUGUUUCUUUUCAGGACAAAAUGAAAAUAUAAUGCCACUCAAACAACCACAUAAACGUAAUCAUUUACAUUCACAUACAACUUAUUGGGCAUUUGAAAUUGCAAUUCCAGUUACUUUUUUUAAUGAAAAAAAAGAAAUCAUAUAUAGAUAUGGUUUGUAUGUUCGUUACAGAGAUGAUGCUAAAGUUUUUUAUGAAGGGUUGGAUGAAGAUAGGAUUUUAAGAGCAAAAAGUGGAAAUUUGUAUGAUAUUGUUGGUAAAAUUAAUUUGCCAACUCGUUGUUAUUUCACUACUAUGAUCGAAGAUUUUCAAUUUUUGUAUAUCAUUGUUGAAUCAUUGAACUCCAAUAAUCUCAAGGAAAAACUCGAAGAGUAUCAACUAAUCAGUAAAAAUUUUCCACUUACAACCAAAAAUUUCACAACCAUAAGAUAUAUAGAUGAAGUCAUUAAAGAUAAUAAAUUAAGGGAAAAAAGAAUUUUUUGCCUUAUAUUAAUAGGUCAUUAUAUUAUCCAACGUCAGUUUGAAUUAUUUAGUGGUAAUCUAUUUUUACCUUCAAAUUUUGGAUCAAUUUUAUUACUUGAUGCAAUUGAAAAAAUUCAGCCGGACACUUUACCACCUGGAUAUGAACAAGAAAUUACAUUGGCAGUAUCUGCCAUAUGUCGCCACUUGGCCAGCAUAAAUAAUUUUGCAUGGCUUAAAAUUUUCGCUUUAGCAGAUAUUGUUGACCCUAAUUAUAAUUUCUUGGAUGCUUUGUGGCUGAUUGGAUUAUGCAACACAAUGGACACAUUAAUUACAAUGUGGAAUGACUUUAUUGAUCAUAAAAGAGAAAAAGAGGAAUUAAUAGUAUAUGCCUUCACUAAUUCAUUUCAAAGAACUAUUGCUUCUGACGGUCCAGUAGAUUUAUUGGAAGAUUAUGAAAAAGUUCCCGAUAAUUUGAAAGAAAUAUUGGCAGAACCAUUCCGUAAAAAAGUUUUAAGUUUAUUGAAUGCUCAAAUCAAUUGGACUGAAGUAUACAUAAAACCAAUUUCAAAGUUAUUUUUCAACAAGUUGCUAAAAUGGAAGAAAGCAGAUGUUAUCAAUUCACUAGAUUGUAUUUCUAAAUCAAAUCAUCCAAGAUUAUUAAUUUUCUUUACUAAAAUAUUGGAUCACUAUCUUAAAUAUUUUAAAGAUAAUGUAGAUGAAAUAGAUGAAGAGGAUGGUAAUGAAGAAGAUGAAGAUGAAGAUGAAAAAAAUGAACUUGUUGAAAAAAAAGAGCUGAAAGAUGAAGAUAUCCCUUUUAUUUGUGGUCGGUGGUAUCAAAUGAGAUUGAGUAAAGUCAACGAAUCUUCUAAAGCUUAUGUUAAUGAGGAAUGGAAAAUUGUGCAUUCAAUAUUAUAUGAUUUUUCUUACAUUUUGCCAAUAAUUGAAAAUCAAAAUGAAAUUUACAAGAAAUUAUUCAUCUUUACCAUGGACAAAAUUAAAAAUUUUACUGAAGUUAGAGUGUUAAGUACUACUUCACAUAUCAAAGAAUUACAUCCAAAAAUUAUACAUAGAUUUGGUAUAAUGAUCAAAGAAAUGCUAAAUAACAUGAUAAAAAUCCCUGAUGUACAUCUUAUUACUAAAAUGUCUCAUGUUUGUGGAUGUUCUAAAGAUGAUUUGUUUAUACCUGAUAGUUUGUGUGAAGAAAUAUUAUGUCAUAUCUUAACUAAAUUACGUGACCAUGUGAAAUUCUCAGAUCCAUUAGUAUUAUUGAAAUCAGCAAAAUUUUGGAUUACUGUAUUCAAUGCUAAGGGUUGUACAGAAAAGUUUUUAAACCAUUAUCUGCUUCAAAAAGUUUUUAAAAAUAUUCAACACUUUAUAGAAUUAAUUACUAAUAAGAAUAUUAGCAUUGCACAGUUACAAGAACUUCUUAAAUAUGAUAAGGAUCUAGUUAAAAAUCUUUUUAAAAUCACUUCAACAAGCAAGAUUCCUGAUGAUUCAAAUGUGGAUGAUGAUUUUGCUAAUGAACUAAUUUACAACAAAGGGAUUGACCUAUUAGAAAGCCAAUGUAAUAAUUUUGAAUUGACAUUGAAUCAACUUGCCAUAUUUUAUGCAAAGUUUUGUCCAAUUGAAAAGGUCAAUAAUAUCCAAUCAUUUUUAAAUGACAUAAAAGAAAAGGCUAGAAAUUUGGAUCAAGUCAAAUUAAAGGAUGCUUUGAAGCCAAAAUAUUGGCACCUUCAUCAUCAAUCAUUAAAUUCUGCAAAAAAAUGUUAUCAAUUAGCAAAUUCACAAACUUUUAGAAAUGUUUUUGACAGAAUCAUGAAUGAAAAAGCAAAUGCAAAUAUAACAACUGAACAUGUUGCCAAAAGUUUAAUUCCACAAACUUUUAAUAAAUAUAAUGAACUAUGUAAACAAUAUGCUGAUUGGAAGAAAUUGAAAUGCUCAGAAGGAUUUGUACUCUGGGAAAAUGUUGAAAAUGUUGAAAUGGAGUUGGAAUUGAUGGAUGAGUACGUAAAAGUAAAUCAUAAAGAAUUAUUAGUUACCACAUUAAAAUAUUUAUCUGGAGUUCCAAAGCAAAUUAGAAGAUUACAACAAUUAUCUGAUGUAGCUAUUAUAUUUAAAGUCAUUCACACCAAACAAGAUUGGUUAAGCAAAAUAUUGUUAUUGCUUAAAGGCGAUUAUUUAUGGCUAGGAAAAUUGAAUGAGUUUUAUGAGAUAAAUAAUAAACAUUUAUUAGGUCUGGAUGAUAAAUACUGGGAAUUGAUUGAACAAUUAUCUCUGGCAAGAGAAUUUGUUUCAUUCUUACAGUCAAUUGCUGAACAUGACAUUAAGAAUUUAAUUAAUGGUGUAGAAGAACAUUCAGAUGGAAGUCUUGUACAAGAAGAUACUGUCUCAUCUCUUAUCCAAGUCAAACAAUCCAUAUUACCAUUAAUGAAGAGCUCUCAAAACCUUACUUUGAAAGAUUUUAUCAAAGAAUUAUCUAGUAUUAGUAAAGCAAACCCUUCUUUGUCAAAGAAGGUUGAAUUGUGUAAUGGUCAUCAUAUGGAAUUAAAAAAUUUUUACAAUAAUAUUUCUAAUAAAGGUGAGGCUGCAAGAGCAAAAAUAAGUAAUGCAGUUAGAAAAGGCAUCUACAUAUUUCAACGUAUUAAUGAUAAAGAUGAAGACAAAUGUUCUGUAACAAUGACUUAUCCAUCAAAAGUUAAAGUGAGUCCCAGUUACACUCUCAAUGACUUGUAUGACUUACGUGGUAGAGCUUUACUAAUAGCAAAACCUUCUGCAUCAAUUGAUAUCAAUGAUAAAGAAAAAAUUAGUAAAGAUAUUAUAGAUAAAUUUGUUUCUCAAGUUGAUCUGGCUCAAGAAAUCAUCAACAUUGCUACAAAACUUAUUCAAAUGGGCCAUUUUGAUUAUAGAGAAUUUAAUGUUUCUAUUGUGGGGAAUCAGCCAUGGGAUAAAUUUGUUUUGAAAUUGAAAAAAGAUUUAGGACAAUGGCAUGAUAUUGUUAAUAGAUUACAGGAACAACAUUAUUAUCUAACAUUCUUUCCAGUUAGACAUAUUCUUAAAUUUUACGAUUAUUUUAUGAAUUAUAUUGACUUGGAAAAAAGAUAUGCCAAUAAACAAGAUGAAUUUGAAUUGUUUAAAAAAGCAAAUAGAGAAGAAUGUGAAACAUUAAUUAAAUUUGUUAAUAUUAAUGCUACAUUGCCUCCACCACCAUUACCAAACAAAAAAGAUACUUCAGAUAUUUCACAUCAACAUAAUGACUAUUAUAAAAUGUUAUCUGAAAUUGGUUUGAAGCUAUUUAACAUUUUUGAGUCAAUUCAAAGAAGUCCUAGGAAAAUUAAAAUUCCAGUUGAAAGCAUUAUGUCAGAUGUUGUUCAACCUGGAAAAUUAUUUGUAGCUUCAUGUGAUGACAAAUUUUUAGUUCCUAAUAUUAUCAUUUCGUUAUAUGUCAACCACCAAUUUUAUCCUGAGCCUUGGCAAAUAUUAAUCUGUACACCAUCAACUACUAUGGAAGAAUUGUCCAUAUUUAUUAAAAGAUGUUUCUUUGCAUCCAAGAAUAAUUAUGAAUCAGAAGCAAAUGAUUAUUAUUUAGCAUUGAUUUGUUGUAAAAAAGAUGGGCUUCACCAUCACAUUUUGGAUCAAUUUAGUCAGGAUGUACACACAACAAAAGGAUUAGGCACUGAAUCUAUGAAAUUAAUUUAUAAUGAAAUUUGUCAUAAUAAAGUGGUGGUCGUUUCUUCAGGAUUGUCAGGUCAAGGCAAAACUGAAUGGAUAAGACAAGAAAGUUUUAAGACAGGCAAAUUUAUAAAAAGCUUUCUAAUCAGUGAUGAGAUUGAUUUUUGUAAUCUUGUCAAGAAAUUUAGAAAAUUCAAAUUAAGAAAAGUUGACUCUUUACAUUUAAAUAUCAUUUCAUCUGAUUUUCCAUUAGAUGUUAAUAUAUUUUUAUUCCAGCUAUUAACAUUAGGAGUUGUAUCAAAUAAUAUGGAUAUUGCAUUAUUACCACUAACACCUGUUUUUAUUGAAGUUGCAUCAACUAUGGGACAAGAAUUGUUUAAUUCCUUGAAAUUUGUAAAUUAUCUACCAUCAAAAUUUUUGGUUUGGUCUAUCAAUCAAUUAAUAACGUCAGAGGAACUAACCUCACCAUUACAAAUUGUCUCUCUUUAUCUGGAUUAUUAUGAUAAAUCUUCAUUGGACAAAAAUGACUUAAUCUUAAAAGGAACAAAAUCAACUCAUUUAGUUCCAGUCACAGAGGCCAGGUGUCAAGAAUUAUUAACAAAAUAUUUAUUCAAAGACAAAAACACUGACAUAUUUUCAUUUAGAUUUAUUGAAAUAUUUGUUAAUGUUUUGGCUGAUCAGUUGGUUAGAUUGUCUUCAAGCUCAUUUUUCAAGGUUGAAAAUAUUAGAUUGAUGGUGAAUGACAAAUGUGGUGUUCGUACAACAUUGGUUCAGACUUUAAUUGAUGUAUCAAAAGAUUUUGCUACAAAAUCAAUCAAAACAAGAUCUGCUCAAACAAAGUCUCUUCAAAAUAAAGAGGAUGAAUUAAGUACAAUUGUGCAAUGGGAUGACUCAAACCAUUUAUUGGUAUUUUUUAUGUCACAAUUGCCUGAUUCAAUUUGUGCAUUAUACAGAGAUAAAACAAAAGUUCCAGAUAAUGUUAAAAAUUUGUUAAAAAGCCAAUGUAUUGGUGAUGAUGGUUCAAAUAAUUAUGUGUGGAGUUUAGAUGAUUAUCAUACCAUGUCAACUGAUGAAUUAUUAAAGAAAUUAGAGUGCUUGGCAAGAAAAACCAUGCAUUCAAUUCCAUAUCAUCCUUAUGCAUUAUCAGCAGACAACUUACUUAAAAUGGCUUUGAUUUUAUUAAGAGCAAGAGCAAAUAUUCCUGUCGUUGUAUGUGGAGAAGCUGGUUGUGGAAAGACAAGUUUAAUUGGAUUUUUAGCAAAAGUAGUUGAAGUUGAUUUUUUAGCAUUAAAUCUUCAUGCUGGAAUAUCUGAGCAAGCAAUAUUUGACUUUAUGGAUAAAGCAGAAAAAACAGCAGAAAAAGGUGAAACCUGGGUAUUUUUUGAUGAAAUCAAUACGUGUAUACACAUUGGACUAUUAUCAGACUUAAUAGCUCACAGAAUGCUAUUUGGGGUGCCAAUUCAUGACAAUAUUAGACUUUUUGCUGCUUGUAAUCCCUAUAGGUUGAGAAAUAAAAAUAUUUCUCAAGUAGGCUUGAUUGCAAAAACUGAUGAAACCUAUGAAGAAAGAAGUAAACUUGUUUAUCAAGUCAAGCCAUUACCUUAUCAAAUAUUAGAUUAUGUAUGGGAUUAUGGUAUAUUAAAACCAAAUGACGAAUUGAAAUAUAUACAGAUCAUGGUAUCAAAUGCAUUGAAAGGAUUAGCAGAUAACAGACUUGCUCAAUUGUUGUUUGAGUCUCAAAAUUAUAUUAGACACGUUGAAGAACCUUAUAGUGUAUCAUUACGUGAUGUAAAAAGGGCUAUCAAAUUAGUAAAAUUCUUUCAUACUUCAUUACAAAAUCGUCCUCCUGUAAGGAAACAUGGUCCCAAAUACCCUCCAAAUGGAUUUCCUGAUAUAAUUAUAAGAUCUUAUGUAUUAGCAUUGGGGCUUUGUUAUCAAUCAAGGAUAUAUGAUCAAAAAUUGAGAAAACAGUAUAGAAUAAAGAUGUGUGAAAUAUUUUAUGAAUUUAAAGUCCCAUUGAGUGAAGAAUCAUUUGUAAAAAUCAUUAGGGAUGAGCAAGAAGAUUAUAUUUCCAGAAUGACAUGUCCACCUAAUACUGCCUUUAAUGAGGCAUUAUUAGAAAAUGUUUUAGUAAUGGUUGCUUGUAUAUUGUGUAAAAUCCCUGUAUUUAUAAUUGGAGCUCCUGGAUCUUCUAAAUCAUUGGCCAUCAGACUUGUAAGUCAAAAUCUUCGUGGAUCUGAUUCAAAUGAUGAAUAUUUCAGAACAUUACCACAAGUGUAUUUGAUUCCACAUCAAGGUUCAGCAUCUUCAACAUCAGAGGGCAUAGAUAAAGUGUUCCAGAAAGCCAAGAAAUACCAGGAUACUGGCUCAGAAGAUUUUCCUGUUAUUAGUGUUGUGUUGCUUGAUGAAGUUGGAUUGGCAGAAAUAAGUCCCUUCAACCCAUUGAAAGUUCUUCAUUCAUUACUUGAACCAAGUUAUCCAAAUGAUGGGCCAUCUGUGUCAGUUGUUGGCAUAUCAAAUUGGAGAUUAGAUAAUAGUAAAAGUAGUAGAGCAUUAUUGGUCCAAAGACCUAAAUUUAAUUUGAAAGAUUUAGUUGAUACAGCUGAUCGUUUACUUAAGAAAAAAACUCAUGGCAUAAUUUCUAAAUCAUUUUUAGAAUCACUUGCUGAAGAAUAUUUGAAUUAUGAGAAAAAUGGCCAGAAAUAUGAACAUUUCCAUGGAUUACGUGAUUAUUAUUCAUUAGUAAAAUCUUUAUCAAUGGCUGAGCUAAACCCUGAAAACAUUCAAAUGGCACUAAUAAGAAAUUUUGGUGGAACUGAUAUUAACAAACAACUUGUUGAAGAACAUUUUGAAUAUGUAUUAAAAACAUUUAACAAUCAAAAAAAAUGGGAAUAUAAACCCAUACCAGUUGAAAAAUUAAUUAAUGCAAAUAUUCAAGAUGAAGGAGCAAGACAUUUGAUGGUCAUUGGAAAAAGUGAAUCAAUAGUAAAUUUAUUAAAUUAUCAAUUGAAAAUGCAAAAUUUGGAUCCUGUUGUUAUUCUGGGUUCACAAUUUCCUGAAGAUCAUGAUGACUACUCUUAUAAUAUAUUGAGUAGAAUUAUGAUGUGUGUUGAAGCUGGAAGACCAUUGAUCUUAACAGAUUUGGAAAUAAUUUAUGGAAGUCUUUAUGACUUGUGGAAUCAAAGCUAUGUCGUUGUUGGAAGUUCAGAUAAUCCUAAAUAUUAUGCUAGAGUUGCUCUUGGUGCAUAUGCAAAUCCUUUACUUCAUGUUGAAAAAGGUUUCAGGUGUAUUCUUGUUAUGGAUGAAGAUAAAAUAAAAGAUGCUGAUCCACCACUUUUGAAUCGAUUUGAGAAACAAAAAAUGUCUAUUAAUGAUAUCAUAAUUAAAAUUUUUGAUGUGAAUGAUCUUUUUAUUGGAUAUGAUCCAAAUGAAACUUUACAAAGCUUGGUAAUAGAUGUAACAAAAACAAACCCAUCUUAUAAUGAAGAACAAAUAAUUGAUAUAUGUAAAAGGAGAUUAAUUGCAAUUGCAUCAUCAGAUGGUAUAGUCAGAUCUGAGAAAUCUAAUGCUGAUAUUGAUGAAAAAAAUUAUUUGAAAAAAGUGUUCUUCAAACAACAAUGUAAUGAUCAUCUAUUAAGUUAUUUCAAAAGCAUAUUAGAUACAGAAAAAAAUCUUAUACAAGGAGUAGUUGAGGAGCCAACAAAAAAUGUCAAUCCUGAUGGAACACUAGUGAUCAUUAACACUUUUUCAAAUAUUAAUACAGAUAUUAAAUCAUAUUUACAAGGCUUUAUCAAAUGUCAAAUAGAAAAAUUAUCAACAUUUAAGACUGAAGCUGAAUUACAAAAAAGAAUACGAAAUUUCUGGUUUGAAUCAACAGAUCAAAUGUUGAUAUUACAAUGUGACGUUACAUCAGUUAAUGCUGGUUGUAUCAAGUUAGCUAAAUUUAUCAUAGAACAGCAUCGUGAUGAAUACUUGACAAAACAAAAAAGUAAUAGAAAAAAGAAAGCUGUUAAUGAAAUUAUUGUACCAACAAAACAUGCUUGUAUAAUAUUACAUAUUCAUAGAGAACAACAUGAAAAAGAUGAAAUACCAGUGUCAUUCAAUUUUAUAUGUGGCUGGGAUCAAAUUACAAUUGAAAAUUUGACUCAACAAGAAAAUUCUUUAUCAUCUUUAUUGGAUGGUAGUAUAUCUGAUGUUAUACAAACCAGUUAUAAAUUUGAAGAAGUACUUAGGCAAGAAUUAUUAUGGUGUUUGUUACGUAUAAAAUAUCCCUCAAAUAAAAGAUCUGUGGACCAUAUAAAAACAUUGAAUGAAGAAAUUAUCAAACAUCAAGAAUUUAUUGAUUUAUUAAGUGUCCAUAUACAAAAAUGGCUCCAAGCAAAUUUACAAUAUGAUUGGCAAUAUGAAGUGGCAUCAACAAAGAAAUUACUUUACCCUCAUUCAUCAUUUACUACAGCUUUACAAAUGCAUAUUCGUCAACGUGUUCGAAUACCAAUUGCAAAAAUUUUAUGUGCACUUGAAAAUUAUCAAGUAACAAGAACAUUCUUUUUACUUGCUAGUAAAAAAGAUGAAUCUGUAGAACACAAAAGUUUAUAUGAUUUUUGGAUAAAGAUGUUCAAUAACCCAGAAAUAAUUUCAAUAGAUAAUUCAACAGAACUUCAAUCAGACAAAAACAUCAUCAUGCCUAAUAAUGUUUAUGUUUUACAAUUUCCAUUUUCUUAUUAUCUGGCUAAACAAAUUAAUGGAUUUAAAAAAUUAUUUGAAGAAGAAAUUAAAGUUUUAUGUGAACAACAUGAUAAUUUAGAUCCAACAACAGGAGAACUUUAUAAUGACAUUAUGGAUAAUUUUAUUUUAACAUUUUCUAAAAACAUUUUAUCAUCGGCUCCAAUACUUAAGAGUUCACCAUUAGAUUUUGCAUCUGAUUUAUAUUUCAAAGAUUUUGUUACUAUUACAGCUUUAGAUAAUAAUCUUGAUCCAGAGAUUUUAGAAUUUGUUUUUAGUGCAAAAUUGGGAUCUGAGAAAAUAUUAAACCCAAUUUACCUUCAUACAUAUUUAUGGAGAAAUAUACAUACCAUAUCUACAGAAGCACAAUUACUAAAGGUUUGUCCUGAUAUAAUUGAUAAAAUUAAAGAAAAAGAUAUCAUUGAUUUGAGGUUUGGAGAAUUCUUAAUGAAAAAUGUAUCAGAAUCAAUGUUAGACAAACUUACAAUAGGAGAAUUGUCACGUUAUCACAUUGAAGAUUGGGUCUAUGAGGUUGACAAAAUCAUGCUAUUAAGUAAUAAUAUCAAAGGAGCAUCAACUUUACCAUUAUUUCAAGUUUUGAAAAUUUGUUAUGAUCUUAUACCAUCAAUAUCAAAUAAAGAUCUUCAAGAAAUUAUAAAUGCUGGCAAAAAUAAAUUACUUUCAAAUGAAUUCAUAGUCAAAACACUUGAAACAUUAAAGAAACUUCAACCUUAUGAAAAGAAUUUGGCUAUAUUUAAAUCUUUUUUAAUGAAAUGUUUGGAAAUUGUACCAUCUGAAUCCAAAGUUAGUCUUUAUCUUUAUGAUAGAAUUCUCUCACAACCAUUUCCACUGAUGGAACCAAUUGUAAGAUGCAUAUUUGCAAAUGAAAAAAAACAAUAUCCAAAUCUUUUCUUGGACAUUAUUGAAAAUCCCAGAAAAGUUUUAUCUAAAUCAGCAAAAAUAGCAGGCAUUAAUAAAUGUCUAGCUGAACUUGACUCACCAAUAUCAACAUUAUGUUGUGACGUUAUUCAACAAAAUUUUUUAAAUAAUUUGGAUGUGUAUGUGUCAUAUCAAAAAGCAAUAGAAUCAUUGUAUGGUAAUAAUAUGGAACCAUUACAAAUUAUAGUAUCAAUAGCUUUUCUCAAGUUAUUUGUAACAAAGCUGUGGGAUGCUAUUAUUAAAGAUAAUGAUUUAGUGAAAACUAGUAAUACUUUAUUUUUUGAUAUAGGAGAAUUUAAUGGACCUGAAGUAGUUAACACUUUAAACAAUAGUUUGAGUAGAGAUUAUCCAUUGAUAAAAUCAUUUAAAUUUUAUUUCUUAAAAGAAUUACGUCAACGAGGAUUUUAUUUCAAUGAAAUCAAGGAUUUCUGUUUAGCAUUGAAUCAAAAUAGUGUGCAUUGGUUUUCUGAUCUAAAAUGGGAUCUGGAUCAUGUUGGUGUCUUGCCAUUUAAUCCAUAUUGGGUAUUAGAUGAUUAUCGUAUUAUUGAAAAGACCUUUAAAGCAGUAACUGAUAAUAAUACAGUACACUUUAAAAAAUAUUUAGAAAUACUCAAAAAUGAUUCAACUUUAACAUCACGUAUAGCCUUUUUUGGAUUUAUCUUUACAAGAUUACAAUUACCAAAGUCAGCUGGUGAAUUGAGACAUGUGGAAAGUGAAGUGAAUGAAAUUUUACAAAAAGGAUUUGAACUAAAUCAAGUAGAGCCAUUUUAUAAAAAAUUAGUGAAAAGCUUAAUAAAUAAUGAAAUUUAUAUUCUAAAAGUUGACCAACAAUUCAUAGGCAAUUUAGAAAUGAAAUCAGUUAUAGCACAUAUUAUAGGAUUGUACUCAUCUUUGCCAUCUAAGGCAUCUAGAUUAUCAGCCUAUUUACAUAAGCUAGAUCAGUGUAAUGAUGAGUUUAUUUUAACUUGUCCACCUUACUUUGGUUAUACAACUACAUCUGAAACUGGAACAAUUGUAGAAGGAACAUGUGUAGAGUGCAAGAAUAAAAUUGGAGGGGUUGAUUAUCAACCUAAAGAAGAAGAUAAAUUAAUUAAAAAACAACAAACAGCAGAAACAGAUGUGUCAUAUGGAGGAUAUGUUCCAGAAGUUCCUAAUAUCAACAUAACCUACACCGUUAGAAAUGGCUUAUCACCAUCAUCAUAUCGUAUUUUACAUUUCAUGGUCAAUGUUGUGAUUGGAGCACACUUACCAUCAACAACAGCAAUCAACUUUAUUAAAAGACAUGGAGAUAUUCAAGAUCCUAUUGUAUACCUUUUACAACAUAUGGAAAAUGAUUGGAAUGUUUUGAUAAGAAUGUUGGAUCUUUCAGAUGAAGAACUUGCAUUAUUGUUCCAUGCAAUAUUGAAUAGUAUUAGUGAAAAACCUUAUGAAUUAUCACGUGGACCAAUUGAAAACCCAAGGCAAAGAGAAGACUGGGAAACAAGCUUUGCAAAGAAAUAUAUCAUACCAUUUACUAAAAAUGCUAUGGAAUCAACAACUCAAUUUAGGUUCCUAUUAGAUGAAUCAAUGAAUAAAGGCUCAUUUGAAAGUAAGAUUGUUGAAGAGGUUGAUCAAACAUCAUCAUCAAUGGAUAAGAAAUAUCAUAAAUCACAUCUACCUAAACUUUGGAGAUACAUUAGUGAAAGUAGUUUUGAUAAUUUUAGAGCAUAUUAUUGUGGAAUUUUAGAACAACCAGUCACAAAAUCAUAUCCAUUUUUAACAAUAUUUUUCAAGCACCAUAAGAAAUUGGAUAUGGUUAAACAUUUAUCAGCCAUUACAAAAUUCGUGAAAAUCUUAUCAUCAAGAUUAGGUUAUCGAAUAACUAGAUUGACUGCUAAUAAUAUGUCCUUUAAAGAAUACAUGGUUUCUGAAACAAAAAGAAAUAUUGAACCACAAGAGCUUGAGAUGUUUAAAAACUUAUUCCGUGAUUUUUCAGCAUCAUGGAAUCAAGUGAUUAAAGAAGCUGCUAAAAAUGAUGACAAACAAUUGGUGAAUAUACCAGGAAUGAAUAUGGAGAAACCAAUAAUCUUUGGAUUAAUUGAUCCAAAAGAUGAUAGAUCAUUUGUAUGUGGCAUUGUAAAAUAUCUUGUAGAGAUACAAAAUAGUUUUUUGAGAGAUGUUUUAACAAUACCGGUUGGAAAAUGUGAAUCUAUCAAGUUUUUACAAGAACCUAAAAAUUAUAAUGUAGCAAUGGAAAAGAUGAAUACCAAAAUGUAUUAUUAUUUACCAGAAGUUAAGUUGGACAAAUUUAAAGAAAAUAAUUUAAUCAAUUAUGAAUGGGAUGAUAAUUUGUUAAUAUAUAGUCAAAGAAGUUUGGCUGCUGGACAUGGACAAGAAAUUAUUUAUGAUUUGCAAAAAAUUGAAGAGGAACUUGCAAAAAGACUGGUUUAUGAGAAGUAUUAUAUUGAGCAAAACAAUGAAAACUUGUAUUUGGAAUCAUUCCAAUAUCACAUGGAAAUGUUCCAAGAAAGCAAUAAAAUUCUUAAUGAUAUUAAACUGUUAAUACCACAGGAGAUUAUUCCAAAUGAUAAGACAUCUUUAAUAAAUGAAUCAAUAUCUAAUAGCGAAUUCGUUAAUAAAGAUAAUACAUUGAAAAUUUUAUCAUUCUUGGAAAUAAUUUUAUGUUUUAUUAAACGAGCAUCAAUUGGUAAUGGAGAAAUAUUGAUAGAAGAUUUUAUUUAUCAAUGGACCAAAUUAUCAUCAUUAGUCGAUGACAACAAUGAAUUUAAGAAUAUAUUGGAGAUAGGAUUAAAACUUAAAAAUAUUAUAGGGUUAUAUGAAUUGAUAGAAGAUUAUUAUGCUAAUGGAGUGAUUGAACAUAUUAAUGAGAAAUAUAAAAUAAUGAUUGAUAAUAAUGAUUUGGAAAAGAUUAUUGAAAGUUCACUUAAUUUUGAAGCAAAAAUUACUGAAGAAACUAAGAGUUUACCAGCAAAAUCAUUUGCACUAGCAUUAAAAAGAUUUAUGUUUAGAUUCUUGACAUCAGAAUCAGUCAAAGAAGAUGAAUCAUUAGGCAAAUAUUUAAUUGACAUGAGUUUCAAUCUUUGGUCAUCAGAUAUUAAAGAAGAAUUGGUAAAAGAAAAUUUCCCUAAAUCAUUAUUGGUUGCACAUACAUUUGCCACAUACAAAUAUAUUUUGAAGAGAAUUGAGGCGGAGAGAGAUUUAAAUAAAACCUUUAUAUCAACAGAAUUUUCCUCAGGUCCUAGUGUGCAACAAAGAAAACCAAAAAAGAAGAAUGUUAAUAGAUUUGACCUUGCAUAG